Loa loa (African eye worm) is the source of this 2460-nucleotide messenger RNA. RefSeq lists its product as hypothetical. Bases 1 to 2460 code for a protein of 819 amino acids. The transcript is spliced from 19 exons. The record is from RefSeq and is a predicted model, not a curated record. Lineage: Eukaryota; Metazoa; Nematoda; Chromadorea; Rhabditida; Onchocercidae.
AUGAAGUGUGCAUUACGAAAUAAGAUAAUAUAUAUUCGCAAUGAAGGUUACUAUUCAUCGGAAAGAGUACAAGCAGUAUUUGAAGAUUUGACACUUUCACAAUGUGCUGAUAAAUGUACAUUCAAAGUACAGGGAGUAGAUUGCACUUCAUUUGAGUAUGAUGCAAUGCAAUUGAGGUGUUUACUGAAGGAGGGAAGUGGAAGUAUAAUGAAUGAUAGUAUGUUACCGUUGAAAACCGUCCGUAAUGUCGCAUUAUUUCAACAACUUUGUCUUCCUGAAGAACAAAUAUGCCCAUCGCCAUAUACCUUCGAACGUCUUCCAGGACAUAUUCUGAUGGGAGUCGCCAAAGAGGUAAUACAAGUUAGAUCUGUGGAAGAAUGUUUAAGCAUGUGCUUGACUGCUAAAAAGGAAAUAGAAAUUGACUGCAGGUCAACAAUGUAUUACUACGAUACCGGCGAAUGCAUCCUCAAUGAUGAGAAUCGAGCAACAAGUGCAGAUAUGAUAACCAAUGAUACAAUGAACAUGCGGGUGGAUUAUUUCGAAAAUAGCUGCUUUGACGUGCAAUGUUCAACUGAUUUUACUACACACUGGAUCAAGGUAGGAAGAUUUACGAUCAGCGAUCAAUCGGAUACUGUGAUAAAACAAGUGACUAAGGAACAAUGCUUCAAUUAUUGCCUUGAAAAUAAAAUUGACGAUCAACCUUUUCCAUGUAAACUAUACGCAUAUAGUGAGGAUAGAAUGACAUGCCAUUUGACCUCAGAAUCCGGUCUAACACAUUCAAUAACAUCUGAUGAUAAUCAAAAGAUAUCUGAUGAUUCGGAAAAAUAUGAUUAUUAUGAAAAAAUUUGCCUAAAAGGAUUGAUGCAAUGUCAAGACAUCACUUUUGAACAUGUUUCAAAUCAUGCUUUGUUAAAUGUCGGAAACAAGGUGAUAACAACAAGUAUGACAAGAUGUUUAGAAAUUUGUCUACGUUCUGGUGAACAAUGCAGUUCAGUGAUGUUUUUUCAUGACAAGGAUGAGUGUGUUUUAAGCAAGAUGAGUCAGUAUUCAAGAGAUGAACAACUUCGGCACCUUCCGGAAGUGGAUUAUUUCGAUAAUGUAUGUGAUUACAGAAUUGCUAUAAACAUGCCCCAGGAAAAUAAAGUGACCAAAAUGCAGAUGCCGAUAUCAACAAUGCACAGAGAAUUAAAUGGUACCAAAAGACUAGAAACAGAAUGUGGCGCAGCUGGCAUUUUGAUAUCUGUGCUUUUUUCCAAACCUACAGUUGGCGCAAUGUUUAUCAAAGAUCAUUUUGCAACAUGCAGGUCUGAAUUUAGUAAUGUAAUGAAUGCAACAAUGGAAAUUGCGUUGUUCACUCUCCGUCAAGAUAAUCCACCGUGUCCUGGUUAUGAAACUAAUCCCUCAACUUGGUCUUUCAUUGUGGUAGUCCAAAAGAACGGUUUGGGAAUACCAGGGCUGAUGACCGACAACGAUUUGAUAUUCAACAUUACUUGUGAUUACUCAAACGGUCAAAUUACGAAUGAUUCGGCUCAGGAUAGGGUACUUUUACACAAAGCAUCACAAGGCUGGUUAUCCAGUCCCGCUUCUAAUGAUCACGUGCGAUUAACGGUAUUCCGUGGUGACCAACCGGUAAGUACCGCUGUUAUGGGUGAAGAGUUGGAGAUGAGGUGGACAGUGAUACAAGACCGUAUUGAUAAUGUUGGUUUGUUCGUAAAUCGAUGUAUCGCAGAACGUUUGGAUGGAACGCCGCCUUUACCACCUCCACUUACGCUUAUUGCUAACGGGCAAGCAUUGCUUAUUCCAUAUCAUAUUACAUUUCAGUGUAUUGAAAGUAAAGUGAGUCAUCUAUUAAUGCAACAUCCAAUUAUACAGUUUGAUAAUGGUUUAAAGACUAAAAUUAAAGUUUUUCGAUUUGACGGAUCACGUCGUGUUCGAAUCCUUUGCUCUGUGGAUAUUUGUAUUGAAGAAUGCUUACCGGUCACUUGUAAUGAAGAAGUCAAUGGCAGUUUGACAAAAUCUGGUAAAAAAAAGCGGGAAACUUUUACUUUACCGGCUCAUCAGACCUCACAUCAGCGAGUUAAACGAGAGCUCAUUACUGGGACCUUUACGAUUGUUGAAGAAAAUGUCGAUCCACUGCUUAAUGAAAAUGUAACGAAAAUCGACGAGCAGUCGCUAAAUCAGAAUAUGAUACCAUUGCAAUUUUCAAAAGACAACCACUUUUGCAUGCAAAGUCUUGCAUUUUUCAUUACUGCAAUCACACUGGCACUUUUAACGAUGCAAAUCUUUCUGCUCUGCAAGUAUACACAGCUUAAAACUCAGACAUCUGUUACUUCUGAUAGUGAACGAAACUGCAAUAUCAUCUCAUUCCCUCAACGUGUUUACUUUGGUCACAAGGAGUGUUGCCCUGCGGAACGGCGUAUAACACUACCCAAAAUAAUCAGGCCGAAAUAUUUAGAAUGA